Messenger RNA from Musca domestica (house fly), 1776 nucleotides. RefSeq lists its product as uncharacterized. Lineage: Eukaryota; Metazoa; Arthropoda; Insecta; Diptera; Muscidae. The coding region runs from base 761 to 1705 and encodes 314 amino acids. The transcript has 5 exons. The record is from RefSeq and is a predicted model, not a curated record.
UACUUAUCUGCCUGUCAUAAACCAUAAAAUCAAAAAAUUCCGUGUCGACUGGCCUUUAAUUGUGACCUGAAGAGCGACUACAAAAUCAGUUUUUGCGCCAUUGCAACCCCAAUUUUUUUUCAAAAAUUUCCAGGAUAUACAGGGCGAAAUGAAAAAACUUCACCUUCAGACUGCUGUCAUUUCCAAGCCACUCGUCCGACAUAUGUUAAAAUUAUUCCAGUGGCAGCUCAUUGUACACUGAGGGAAAAAUCCCGUUGCGAAAUCAAGCACGUAUGUUGUCAUUUUCGCAACGACCCGUUGUUAUAUUUUUCAACAACGGCUGUUGGUGAAUUGUGCACGAACGUGCUCAAAUUGACACCGAGACGUGGUCAACUUUCGGUACCAACAACAGCCGUGCUUAAUUUGUCCACCGAUGUGCUCAAAAUGACAACUUUGCGUUUUUAAUAUUGGUAAUUGCAGCCGAUUACACACGAGUAAAAAAUGACAACGGUGGUGCAUGAUUCACACACUGUCGUUGUCAAUAUGACACCGGUCGUGUAUGAAUUAUGCACCACCACCUGCAUAAUGAUGCACCACCGUUGUUACUUUGUACACCGACGUGCAUGAAUCGUACACGAUCGUUGCCAUUUUAGCAACUACCGUGUAUGAAUCAUGCACCACCGUUGUCAUUUUUUUACUCGUGUGCAAUCGGCUGCAUAUUUACCAUUUUUUCCGUGUUAUUGAAAGAGAAAGGACGCAUUGUGCAAAAAAUUUAUUGAAAAUGAAUAAUAAUUCGCAAGAUCCUCAAAAUAUCAUUGGUGAGUUGUUAGAAAUCGAUGGCAAUAUUGUUGUGGUUCGCGAUACAAACCAUUGCAGCAGUCAAGAUGCGGAAAACAAUGAGGACGAUUAUAUGUUAAGGGAGUUCUUAAAAGGAAUAAAUAUGGAGUCGCUUUUUGAACAAUUAAAAGCAUCACAUGUAACAUUUCGCAGUUUGCAGUACUUGAAAAAAGAAGAUUUAAAGGAAGCAGUGCCACCAUUGGGACUGCGAGUUGAAUUCAGAGAAAAGCUCUUUGCUUGGAAAAAACGAAAGCUCGGGAUUGAUGACGAAACUAUGUCAGUUCCAUCUAAAAUAGGUGAAUGGUGGAAACGCAACGAGACACCUGCAAGUACUCCUGGUACUCCCGACACUACAGGUUCGAACUGCUCAAAAGCCAAAGGAAUUUUGUCAGAGGAUCUAACGGAAUUGUUAACACAUACCUCGAAGGGGAAACUGGCGCUUGAAUGUAGUAGCGUUAAUAAGAAAUUAAGUGACGAGCAAAGAGAUGAUAUAAUUAAUAUAAUUAUUGAAGAUAUUUUAACCAACAAUGUUACUCUUUACACUCAAGACUAUAUGCGCAUAUUGGAUGAAAUUUGUUCCGUUUUUCCUCUUGAAAACGAAAUGAGGGAUUAUUAUUACAUUUCAAGAAAAGGAAAGAACAACGCAAGCGGAAAACUUUAUGCCAAGUAUAGAAACAAGAAGUCCAAAAGAAUAAAGCUUUUGAUUUCCGAGCCUAGCACAAGCAAAGCAGCAACUCACACAUCUCCUAAUUUUUGUAACAAAGAUGUUCCAGAAAUUGAUGAAUCAGUUGAAAAUUCAUUGAAAGCUUCCUUACUAAGAGAAUGUAAUGAUUGGGGAUCGAUCUGCGAAAAUGGAAAAGAUCUUUUAACAUACGGCAAAGAGAUAUAAAAAAUUUAAGUAGCCAUACAUUUCUCCUAGAAUGGCCGAAGUUGUCCGAUGCAAGAGCUUCAGAAUUGGUA